CUCUGAUCUCUGUCCCCAUCGCGCGGUCGCGCCGCUCAAACCCUCCGGAAUCCUCAUCGCCACUCCCCUGUGGCCCUGUCCCCCACUCUAACCUGGCGCCAAGCGAGCCUUUCAAACUCCCCGUCGCCUUCCAGAACCUUCGAGAAGCGUCCCCCUCCGUCGCGCCAUGGGCUGCGGGCGGAAGCGGCCGCGGGGGGGCGGGGAGCUGGGGCGGGUGGCGGAGAUCGUGAUGGUGCUGGCGGUGGCCGGGGAGGUGCGGGGCGGCAGGGCGCCCACGGCGGCGGAGCGGGCGCUCGUGGCGGAGGCGCGGGGGCGGCUCGCAGCGUCGGUGGCGGCCGUGGAGGUACGGCCCAAGGAGCUGUACCCGAGGGAGGCCGUGCGCACGCUCGUGGAGGACCUCGGGCUCGGCCGCGCCAGGGAUCCCGCCGCCAUGGACUACCGCCCCCGCAGGGCCUCGAUCGCCGAGAGGAUCCUUCUCACCAAGCGCAAGAUGGAACAAGUCAAGGAAUCUCUAGUACGUCCAACCACGAAUGUUCCUCAGACAACACCCUCAAGUGCAACCGCUAUAUUCCAGGAUGGAGCUUCCAAGUCCGCCGCUGGAUGGAACCUGUCAGCUGCUGGGUCAUUCCCUGCCUCAACCCCAACCCCAGUAACCAUGUCUUCUUCUAUCUUGAAGCAGUCCCGACCAAAUGAAACACCAGCGGGAGUAUCUUCUUCCAAAUCAGCAACUAUUGGCCAGACAAAUAAAUCAGCUCAUCUUACUGCUACUAGGUCCAGCCAAAGCACAGUUCAGAGUUCUAGUGCAGGGAAAUCUCAUGAAAAGAAGGCACCUUCUGCUCAACCUGUCAACAGGAACAUUGUUAUUGGAGAUCAUGUUCCUCCGGGAGCAGCAGCAUUUAUUCAACAGGAACCCUGCUUCUCCAAGCACAACGCGAUAGCAAAAAAUGUUCAACUGGUUCUGCACCAACCUGCCAACCAUCCUAGCUGGACGGUACCAUCAACUGAGUAUAUGCAUGCUCGGGUGGACUGUCAAAUAUGUAAAACAUUUAUCACUGAUGUGGAGAGUUUACUUGUUUGUGAUGCUUGCGAGAGGGGUGUACACUUAAAAUGCCUUCAGCAGGAUGGGAACGAAGGCCUGUCAAUUGCAGAUUGGUAUUGUCCAACCUGUGUAGCGUAUAGUAAGGGCAAACCUCUGCCUCCAAAAUAUGGCAAGGUUACAAGAACAAUUGUUGCAUCAAAGGCUAGAGGUGUAACUUUGCAGAGAGCAUCAGAAAACCCACGCACAAAAGAUGAGAGUGAAAAAGUGGCAGGAAACGGAAGUUUCAUCAAGCAGAACUCCAGUGAACCUGGUAGGUCUGUACGUAACAGUGACAUGUUGGCCUUAGACACUGUUAGUUCAAAAGCACAAUUGGGCUCUGCUUCUGAAUUUCAAAAGGAAAACACUAAACAUACUGACACUCUGUCUAAACAAAAGGAAGGACAUGGCCCACCUUCAAGAAGCUUAGUUACAAAGACCAUGGAAUCCUCCAGUCAAAUUGAAAGUAGUGGAGGAUCAACAUAUAGUGCUGCUGGAAAUCUGUCGGAGCAGUCUCAUAAGCAAAGAGAGACAAUUGAGUUACUUCCAUGUGCUGUGAAUUCAGUAAAUGAUUCCACACUGCAGGCUACUGCAAUUUCUGACGGGGGAAAUUCCGACCAUUCCUUCAUUGACUCAUCUGAAAUGUGUGGAAUAGAAGGAAACUCUGACCAACUUCUGAACAAGGACGAACAAAGAACCAGCAGCGGUAGAACACCAGCAGAUCAAAAACAUCAAGAAGAUGUAGCCGCUGAUAUUGGAAUAGGGUGUCCUCAGGAUGAUGAAACAACAGAAGUUAAUGCCAUGUCAGAACAUAACAAUGUGUAUCUGGUGACAUCAAACAUGGACUUAUGUGCUAAGCAUGAAGUUAUGGCAGGUCCAAAGAGUGAAGCUGUAGGUUACAGCUCAGAUCUUGGUGAUGUGGAUUGGGUUGGCGAUGCCCUGAAAGUUGUGGGCAACAUAACUUAUUAUAACUCCUGUAUUGUUGAUGGUAUAACAUACAAUCUCCAAGAUCAUAUUUUGAUUGGUUCCAAAGAUGGCAAGUCUGCUCCAUCCAAGCUGCAGUUACUGUGGGAAGAGCAUGACUCCCAAUCUAAGCUGGCUAUGGUUAAUACGUAUUUCUUUGCUUCGGACAUUCCAGAAUCGGCUACCAAACCGUCUUCUCCUGAAGAGAAUGAGGUAUAUGCUUCAAAUAAUCAAAAAACAGUAAUGGUUUCUUCAAUUUGUGGCCCAUGUGAUGUGUUGCAUGUUGACAAGUUUAGAGAAGAGACUAAUAGAAGAAAUUAGGUGGUCAGUUCAGAUAGUAAGCUACAUCCAAUUUUCUUUGGCAGGUGGAAGUAUGAUGAAUCCACAGGCAGUUUUGUUAGUGUUGAUAGUUCGAUGGGUUUCUGACAUUCUUUUGAAUCACAGUUCACAACUGUACAUUGCCGGUCGUCUCUCGUUCCAGCCAUUUUGCUGGAUGUAUAUGUGAAGGAUGAAGCUGAAGUGAGGUUUACAUGCAUGUUACUGUAUUAUAGAAUGAUGUGUACUGGUUCAGAUCUUGCUGUGGGUUUGCCUCCUUGCUUCCUAUCAAAUUGAGCUAUUUUCUGUGUUGUUGCAAAAUUUAGACCCUUGAUUUACUUGGUACCCUUAAAAAUCAUAUCACCUUCUGCAUUAGAUGUCGAUGGAUGCUUGAUGAGCCACC
Triticum aestivum (bread wheat) is the source of this 2756-nucleotide messenger RNA. RefSeq lists its product as uncharacterized. The record is from RefSeq and is a predicted model, not a curated record. The transcript is spliced from 6 exons. The coding region runs from base 167 to 2359 and encodes 730 amino acids. Lineage: Eukaryota; Viridiplantae; Streptophyta; Magnoliopsida; Poales; Poaceae. Gene Ontology annotation, molecular function: chromatin binding.